Ascochyta rabiei is the source of this 4812-nucleotide messenger RNA. Its product is annotated as ATP-binding cassette transporter snq2. Gene Ontology annotation, cellular component: membrane. NCBI's taxonomy places the organism in Eukaryota, Fungi, Ascomycota, Dothideomycetes, Pleosporales, Didymellaceae. Gene Ontology annotation, biological process: transmembrane transport. Bases 1 to 4812 code for a protein of 1603 amino acids. The record is from RefSeq and is a predicted model, not a curated record. Gene Ontology annotation, molecular function: ATP binding; ABC-type transporter activity; ATP hydrolysis activity. The transcript has 3 exons.
AUGACAUCUAAUGAGCCACCAACACCGGCUGGGUCUCAUACUCUUGAACGCUCUGUAGACACACCGGUAGAGCCACGUCAACCACCCUCACAUAUUGGCACACAUUCUGCGACUCCAGCGGCACCCAGUACCCACCACGAAACCGCUAACGGUGGGACCUUUAUCAAUAAUGCGCUCCACACCUCAAGCGCAAGUUAUUACGGUGGACGAGGAUCUGGUCUGUUCUCAGCAUCAAGCAAUGGUACAGCAUUUCCAUCGCCGGAUGCUGUCGACAAUCGCGUUCUCGAAUCCAGCGAAGAAACUUUGAAGGAGCCGAAGGCGGAGCGCGAAGAACAGAUAGUUCCUGAUCUUGUACACAGCGACUCUUCCUCAGACUCGGAACACGAAGAACCUGGAGAUUAUGCGGCAAUCAAGCCAGCUUCGUCAGUCACGAGGCCUACGUUACAGUCAACGCAGUCUAAGCCGAUGACUGAAGAGGACGUUUUCCGUUUUCUGUCAAGAAGAAGGACCAGCCAGAGCAAUGGCCUGGGGCGAAGAGAUACACGAGCUACUGCAUCGAGCGCCGAUGAGGAGCAAGAUGAGAUCAACAAGCUGAUGUCAAGAAUGUUUGGGCACACACGUCAGGAAGCAUCAGAAGAAGAAAAGACACGUCAUGUUGGUGUAGUGUUCAAGAACCUUACCGUCAAAGGUCAGGGCCUUGGGGCCGCGCUGCAGCCCUCGGUUGGUGAUUUCUUCAUGAAUCCUGUACGGCUCAUCAAAAACCUUGUAACUCGUGGACCUAAAGCAGCUGCUGGAAAGCCACCCGUUCGCACACUGAUUGACGAUUUCUCGGGAUGCAUCAAGCCAGGAGAGAUGCUUCUCGUUCUAGGACGGCCUGGUAGUGGAUGCAGUACAUUCCUGAAGAUGCUUGGUAACCAACGGUUUGGUUAUGAAGAGAUUACUGGCCAAGUCAAGUAUGGUGGAACUGAUGCUGACGAGAUGGCUAAGAAGUACAGGAGCGAGGUGCUCUACAACCCAGAAGAUGACCUCCACUAUGCCACCCUGAAAGUCAAAGAUACGAUCAAAUUUGCGCUGAAAACCCGCACACCAGGCAAAGAUUCUCGAAAAGAGGGAGAAUCGCGAGCGGAUUACGUCAAGGAGUUCCUCCGUGUCGUUACCAAACUGUUCUGGAUCGAGCAUACAAUGGACACCAAGGUCGGUAACGAGUUCGUCCGUGGCGUAUCUGGUGGUGAGAAGAAGCGCGUUUCCAUCGCGGAGGCUAUGAUCACGAAGGCAUCCGCACAAUCGUGGGACAACUCUACCCGUGGACUGGACGCCUCCACAGCCCUGGAAUAUGUACAGAGUCUGCGAUCACUCACCAACAUGGCCAAUAUCUCCACGAGUGUUGCUUUGUACCAGGCUGGCGAGUCGCUGUACGACCUAUUUGACAAGGUCCUCUUGAUCCAUGAGGGCCGAUGUUGUUACUUUGGUCCUUCUGAUCGUGCUGCGGAAUACUUCAAGGACCUAGGGUUCCAUCAACCAGACCGCUGGACGACUGCUGAUUUCUUGACGUCAGUCACCGACGAUCAUGAGCGUCACAUCAAGGACGGCUACGAAGACCGUAUUCCUCGAACUGGCGCCCAGUUUGGCAAGGCUUUCUUCGACAGCCAACAACACCAGGACAACCUUGCCGAGAUAGAGGAGUUCGAAAAGGAGACCCAGCGUAUGAUGGAGGACCGUCGUGCUGCUGCAACCAAAGCAACGAAGAAGAAGAACUUCACGUUGCCCUUCCACAAGCAAGUCAUGGCUUGUACUAAGCGCCAGUUCUUGGUCAUGAUUGGUGACCCACAAUCUUUGGGUGGCAAGUGGGGAGGCAUCUUUUUUCAGGCUCUGAUCGUUGGAUCCUUGUUCUUCAAUCUGCCGAACACUGCUGCAGGUGUCUUCCCUCGUGGUGGUGUGAUCUUCUUCAUGCUGCUGUUCAAUGCACUUCUUGCUCUGGCUGAGUUGACUUCUGCCUUUGAAAGUCGACCGAUUCUGCUGAAGCACAAGAGCUUCUCUUUCUAUCGCCCUGCCGCGUAUGCGAUUGCUCAGACUGUCGUCGACGUUCCUCUCGUCCUUGUCCAGGUCGUCAUCUUCGAUUUAGUGGUCUACUUUAUGGCCAGCCUGCAACGCACAGCAUCACAGUUUUUCAUCUCGCUGUUGUUCCUUUGGAUCAUCACCAUGACCAUGUAUGCAUUCUUCCGAGCCAUUGGAUCCCUGGUAGGAUCUCUCGACAUUGCUACACGUAUUACUGGUGUCGCCAUCCAAGCGCUUGUUGUGUAUACCGGCUAUUUGAUACCUCCGAGCAAGAUGCAUCCUUGGUUCAGUUGGUUACGAUGGAUUAACCCUAUUCAAUACGGAUUCGAAGGCCUCUUGGUCAACGAAUUCUACAACCUCGAAAUUCAGUGCACGCCACCAUACAUCGCCCCACAAGUGCCCGGUGCACAGGAGCAAUACCAGUCUUGCGCGAUUCUAGGUAGCAGACCGGGUUCACUGACUGUAGCCGGUGCAGACUACGCCGAAGCCGCUUUUGGUUAUUCGCGCAGCCAUCUGUGGCGUAACUUCGGCAUCAUCACAGGCAUGUUCAUCUUUUUUGUUUGUCUCACAGCAAUUGGUAUGGAGAGCCAGAAGCCCAACAAAGGCGGCGGCGCGGUUACCAUUUUCAAGCGUGGUCAAGUGCCCAAAUCCGUCGAAAAGGACAUGGAGACUCAGAAGCCAAACGACGAAGAGUCUGGGAAGAUCAAGACUGCUGCAGUCAACGAGAAGGCUGAAGGUAGUCAGGACUCUGACGACAGGCUGGGUGGCGUUGCAAAGAAUGAAACCAUCUUCACGUUCCAGAACAUCACCUACACUAUCCCGUAUGAGAAGGGAGAACGCACCCUACUCAAGGAUGUGCAAGGAUACGUCAAGCCCGGAAAGUUAACAGCUCUGAUGGGUGCCUCUGGCGCUGGAAAGACGACUCUACUAAAUACUCUGGCGCAGCGUAUUCGCUUCGGUGUGGUACAUGGAGACUUUCUCGUCGACGGCAAACCUCUACCUUCUUCAUUCCAACGGUCGACUGGUUUCGCUGAGCAAAUGGAUAUUCACGAGUCGACAAGCACAGUGCGCGAGGCUUUGCGCUUUUCUGCACGCCUACGUCAGCCGAAAGAUACCCCCAUACAAGAAAAGUAUGAUUACGUUGAGACCAUUAUCGACCUGCUUGAGAUGCGAGACAUUGCAGGCGCUGCCAUCGGCACAACUGGAUCUGGACUAAACCAGGAGCAGCGUAAGAGGCUGACCAUCGGCGUUGAACUUGCCAGCAAACCAGAACUGCUCAUGUUCCUUGACGAGCCGACAUCUGGACUCGACUCGGGUGCUGCUUUCAACAUCGUCCGCUUCCUGCGCAAGCUUGCCGACGCUGGCCAGGCUAUCCUCUGCACCAUUCAUCAACCGAGUGCAGUUCUUUUCGAACAUUUCGACCAACUUCUUCUGCUGAAGUCUGGAGGUCGUACAGUCUAUUUUGGCGAUCUAGGUCACGACUCGGAAAAGCUCCUCAAGUACCUCGAGCACAACGGGGCCAAGAAGUGUCCACCACAGGAGAAUCCUGCCGAAUACAUGCUUGAAGCGAUAGGUGCCGGCAAUCCCGAUUAUAAGGGCCAGGAUUGGGGUGAUGUAUGGGCCAAAUCCGAGGAGAACCAGAAGCUCGGCAAGGAGAUCCAGGACAUCGCUGCGAACCGGAAGUCUGCUUCAAAGAACAACGAAGCCAAAGACGACAGAGCAUACGCCAUGCCCUACAUGACACAGUGGCUAGCCGUUGUGCAGCGCAAUUUCGUGGCGAUGUGGAGAGACCCCGACUAUGUCCUUGGUAUUGUCACGCUCCACAUCAUCACUGGCCUGUUCAACGGGUUCACUUUCUGGAAUCUGGGACAAUCACAAGUUGACAUGCAGUCCCGAUUGUUCUCGAUCUUCAUGACCCUGACCAUCUCGCCGCCUCUGAUCCAGCAACUACAGCCGCGUUUCAUCAACAUUCGAUCGAUUUACGAGUCGAGAGAGGGCAACGCGAAGAUUUACUCGUGGACUGCAUGGGUUUGGGGGGCCAUUCUCAGUGAGAUUCCGUACCGCAUCGUUGCUGGUACAAUCUACUGGUGCUGUUGGUAUUUCCCGCCCGCGUUCCCCCGUGAUACCUACACAGCAGCGAGUACCUGGCUCUUUGUUACGCUUUUCGAAAUGUUUUACCUUGGCUUUGGUCAGGCCAUUGCAGCUUUCGCUCCCAACGAGCUGCUUGCUUCGCUGCUCGUGCCGCUGUUCUUCACUUUCAUCGUGUCUUUCUGCGGUGUAGUCGUUCCCUACGCCGGUCUACCCACCUUCUGGCAGGCCUGGAUGUACUGGCUUACGCCUUUUAAGUACCUUCUUGAAGGCUUCCUCGCGCUGCUAGUCCAGGGCCAGGAGAUCCGGUGCGACGCUAACGAGCUGGCGAUCUUUCCUCCCCCACCCGGCCAAGACUGUCAGACGUAUGCUGGGCAGUUCGCGCAGCAGGCAGGUGGGUACGUGGAAGCGCAGCCAGACGGGACAUGUGGAUACUGCCAGUUCGCCACCGGCGAUGCAUUUGCGGCCAGCUUCAACGUGUUCCCACGGUAUAUCUGGCGCGAUUUUGGCAUCAUGUGGAUCUACAUUUUCUUCAACUUUGCAGUCGUCUUCAUUUGCACGUGGCUGUAUCUCGGCGGUAUGCGUCAGAUUGUUUCAGUGUUCAAGCCCUCGGCGAGAAAGGAGAAGGCGGCGAAGAAAAAUAAGACGCAGAAUGGCGAUGCUGCGUAG